Messenger RNA from Colletotrichum orchidophilum, 1461 nucleotides. Its product is annotated as peptidase family M20/M25/M40. Gene Ontology annotation, molecular function: peptidase activity. The record is from RefSeq and is a predicted model, not a curated record. Gene Ontology annotation, biological process: proteolysis. NCBI's taxonomy places the organism in Eukaryota, Fungi, Ascomycota, Sordariomycetes, Glomerellales, Glomerellaceae. The transcript has 7 exons. The coding region runs from base 1 to 1461 and encodes 486 amino acids.
AUGGCUUCCGCCGCGGCGAACAAUACCAAUGAAGCACUAUCUAGCUUCUAUGCAAAGGUUGAUGAGCUUGAGAAUGUCUUCAUCGAUAGACUGGGAGAUGCAAUCAAGAUCCCGUCAAUCUCUGCUUAUGCAGACCGAAGGAAGGAUGUGUUUGAGAUGAGCGAAUGGGUUGCCACCAAGCUGAAAGCUGUCGGUGUCGAUGUGACACUGAAAGACCUUGGCAAGCAAGAGGGCACAGACCUUGACCUUCCUCCUCUGGUGCUGGGACGCUAUGGCAGCGACCCCGAAAAGCCUACGGUGCUUGUAUACAGCCACUACGAUGUUCAGCCUGCAUCUAUCGAGGACGGAUGGAAGCAUGAGCCGUUCGUGAUGACAGUUGAAGAAGAUGGCAAGAUCUGCGGGAGAGGCACUUCAGACGACAAGGGUCCUCUCGUUGGCUGGAUCAACAUGAUAGAAGCUUUCCAGAAAGUUGACGUGGACGUACCGGCUAACUUGGUCUUCUGUUUCGAAGGAAUGGAAGAGACCGCGUCUUUUGGCCUUCGGCAAGGCCUAGAGGACGAGGCGGACAAGUACUUCGCAGACGUGGACGUGGUCUGCAUAACAGACGUAGUUUGGUUGAGCGAUGAGCAGAUCAGCGUUCCCCAAGGCCUUAGAGGCAUCAUCUUCUACCUUGUCACCAUCACGGGUGCAAAGGUGGACGCCCACAGCGGCGGUUUUGGUGGUCAAAUCUCUGAGCCAAUGACCGACAUGGUUAACAUCAUGUCUUCUCUGGUGGAUUCAAAGGGCAAGAUUUUAGUACCUGGGAUUUAUGACAACGUCCAGCCUGUCACAAAGGAGGAGUACGAAAGCUACCAGAAGCUGAACAUUUCGGAGGACUCCUUGUAUGGUGGCACGGGGGGCAGAAGCAUCCAUGACAAUCAGGCCGAUGCCCUGAUCGCUCGCUGGAAGAAACCAUCUCUUAGUCUGCACAGGAUAGAAAAUGCCCUACCUGGAGCUGGGGCCGUCACAUCCAUCCCUGCCAAACUCGUUGGAAAAUUCAGUAUUCGUACUGUACCCUUCAUGAAGUGGGAAGACAUUGAUCAGCUAGUGCGAAAACACAUCAAGGACCGUUUCGAGAGUCUGGGAAGCAAGAAUGAUCUUGAAAUUGAAUGCCACCCGAACGACUGGUUCUACGAAGAAGCGAGCCACUGGAACUACCAGGCCGCGAUCCAGGCAACGCGGAACGUGUGGGGCGUCGAACCUGCUCUGACCUGUGAAGGUGGAAGUAUUCCCAUCGCAUUGGACUUCAAGAAAACCUUGAAGAAGAACGUGCUGCUACUGCCUGUUGGGCGGCCUACCGACGGACAACACUCGACCAAUGAGAAGCUGGAUAAGAGCAACUACAUCAACGCCAUCAAGCUCUACGGUUCUUAUCUCAAGGAGGUCGGAAACUUCUGGCGUCAAAGCAAACAAAACGUGUAA